Messenger RNA from Spirometra erinaceieuropaei, 576 nucleotides. The record is from the annotation of a GenBank genome assembly. NCBI's taxonomy places the organism in Eukaryota, Metazoa, Platyhelminthes, Cestoda, Diphyllobothriidea, Diphyllobothriidae.
AUGUCCGCAUCGUGUCCGGAUCGUUGUCUGUUCGGCAGACCGCGCGUCGAGGACGCGGCACUGAGCAAACGGAUAGCGUCUGAAAUGGAGGAGGCUUGUCGCAAGACAAUGUUCAGUUUUCGAAGACGUUUCCAUUUUGAUCUCGAGGAAAUGCGGCCGACGAAGGUUGCGGACGCAGGAACGCCAGCCGCUCUGAAUGAACUCCAGUGGAACUGGGAGGUGCUUGAGGUUAGCAGUCCCUCGAAGUCACCCAUUCCGGCCUUCUACACGUCGCGAGGUAGAAGUAUUACAGUAAAGCGAAUGCAACCCAGCGGUCUCAGCCAGUGUAGAGAAGCCCCAUCCAGGACUGAGGCGAAUGACACCAGAGAGAAUUCAGCUAAACCACGGAUCACACAGACCAAGAUUACGGACACGUGGCAAGUUCGGAUUCGUCGGAGCUCUGGUAUCCGGGAGGGCGAUAGAGAAGCUCCCUGUAAACCACUGUCGGAGACGAAGUCGCAGGAUGUGCGCGUAAGGGCCAAGGAAGGUUGUGGCUCUCCUGGCCUUGGGUCCAAGCUCCUCUGCAGAACCGUAUAG